AUGACCGAAUGGAUGGUGAAGCUCUAUGGUGACGUAUACACGUUAACACACAACCAGGACUUCCCCGUCCCAAAUAAAGACUUUUUCUUUGAUUUCAAGAAGGUUUUGGAUGAUGAUGAAGGAUGGAAUGUGUCUGAAGACAAAAACGGGACAACUGUUUUAUUCAGAGAUGCGUCUAAUGAAGAAACUCUCCAAAUCAAACUUCGCUCGACUGCUUUAAAAGAUAUUCCCGCAGAAGUUAUUCACGACGUCCUUCAAGAUCCAGAAUAUCGUGCGACAUGGGAUGAGUCGAUGAAAGAACAGAAGUUGGUCGAACAAAUUGACGAAAACACGGAGAUUGGGUAUUACAGUGUUAAAAUGCCACUCACCAUUGCCAAUCGUGAUUGGGUGAAUAUGCGUUCGUGGUGGUUUGAUGAGAAGAAGGGGAUCUACAUCAUCACCAAUCAUUCCGUCGACCACCCCAAAUGUGGUGAAGUGUCUGGGUUCGUACGAGCGAAAAGUUUGAAGACGGGGUAUAUCGUCGAAAAGACACCAGAAGGUACUAAGCUUUCAUUCUUCAGUUGGAACUCAUGGAAUGGAUGGAUUCCAAAUUGGGUAGUUAACAAAUGCUCGAAGUAUAUGAUAGCUGAUAUCAUCCAACAACUCAGAGACGCUGCAACAAAGUACCCCGAGUGGAAGAAGACUCAUCAUCCCGAAGAGAGAUAUUGGAUGAAGAAAGGUGAAGUGAUGGUGAAGAGCGAGAAAGAGGAAUAA
This is a messenger RNA of Entamoeba invadens IP1, 753 nucleotides long. Its product is annotated as phosphatidylcholine transfer protein, putative. Lineage: Eukaryota; Evosea; Mastigamoebida; Endamoebidae. The record is from RefSeq and is a predicted model, not a curated record. The coding region runs from base 1 to 753 and encodes 250 amino acids. The transcript has 2 exons. Gene Ontology annotation, molecular function: lipid binding.